This is a messenger RNA of Closterium sp. Yama58-4, 207 nucleotides long. NCBI's taxonomy places the organism in Eukaryota, Viridiplantae, Streptophyta, Zygnematophyceae, Desmidiales, Closteriaceae. The record is from the annotation of a GenBank genome assembly.
AUGUCGGUAAUCCCGAUGUCGCCGUCUCAGCCCGCAGUUUCCGCUGCCAUGUCGCUGGCGGCGAAACCGGCGGCCGGCGCCGCGUCGCUGGCGGCGGACGUGGUGGGCGACGUAUGGAAGGCGGAUUGGUACGUGGCGCACUGCUACAAGAUCCCCGCUAUGGCGCAACUGAACGUCGUGCUCUCGCAGGUGAAAUAUUUGUUAUGA